AUUAACCCUUUCACUCUCCUCAUCAUUUACUUCACAAUUUUUUCAGGCCCAAUAGUCACUAUGCUCAGCUCCAGUUUCUUUCUUAUAUGAAUUGGUUUAGAAAUAAACCUACUAGCCAUAAUUCCCCUUAUAAUUAAUAAAUCAAACCCACGAUCCAUAGAAGCAUCAACAAAAUACUUUAUUACUCAAGCUACAGCAUCAAUAAUCUUUCUUAUAUCAGUUAUCCUCAACUAUAAACAAAUAGGUCUAUGAACAUUUCAACCACAAACUAAUAAUCUAACUACAACACUAAUUUUUAUUUCACUGUCAAUCAAAUUAGGCCUUUCUCCAUUUCACGCCUGACUUCCUGAAGUUACCCAAGGAAUUCCACUCAAAAUGGGAUUACUUUUACUCACCUGACAAAAAGUAGCCCCAAUGACUAUUUUACUUCAAAUUUAUCAAUCUAUUGAUAUUAAUAUCCUAAUCCCCUCUGCCCUUAUCUCAGUACUAGUUGGAGCAUGAGGAGGCCUAAACCAAACACAAACACGGAAAAUUAUAGCUUAUUCAUCCAUCUCCCAUAUAGGCUGAAUAAUCUCUAUUCUCCCAUACAACCCAUCACUUACAAUUAUCAAUCUAAUUAUCUACAUCAUAUUAACACUAGCUGUAUUCUUAAUUCUACAUACCCACUCUUUCUCGUCUAUCAAAACUAUAUCACUACUAUGAAAUAAAGCACCAGUAUUAUUACCAAUCAUAGCCAUAAUUUUAUUAUCAACAGGAGGACUCCCACCACUAACAGGAUUUAUACCUAAAUGACUUAUCAUCACUGAGCUUCUUAAAAAUAAUAACCCCAUUAUAGCCUCCAUUAUAGCCAUCGCAGCACUAAUUAAUUUAUUCUUCUACACUCGACUAAUCUAUUCUACCUCAUUAACAACCUUCCCUACAAAUAAUAACUCAAAAAUGUAUAUUCAACAAACAUCCAAUAAAAUAUACCUCACCCUACCCUCAAUAAUUAUCCUAAGCACCCUUACACUUCCCCUUUCUUCCCUAGCAUUAU
Cricetulus griseus (Chinese hamster) is the source of this 1033-nucleotide messenger RNA. Lineage: Eukaryota; Metazoa; Chordata; Mammalia; Rodentia; Cricetidae. The record is from the annotation of a RefSeq genome assembly.